AUGGGAGCAACUCUCUCACAUCGCUCCGCAGAUGGAUGCGAGAAGGUCAUUUAUCACGCAAGCCGUUGCCUGACACAACCACAGAAGAACUACCAGAUUGAAAAGGAAGCAUUCGCUCUCAUUUUCGCCAUGCAGAAGUUCCAUCGUUCUAUCCAUGGACGAAAUUUCACGCUGAGGAUUGACCACAAACCGUUCUUGGCAAUCUUCGGAAGCAAAAAAGAAUACAGUGCCAACCGUCUUCAGCGAUGGACCACGAUUUUGCUAAACUACAACUUCACUAUCGAAUACAAGAACACAAAGGAUUUCGACCAACUGGACGCUCUUUCACGUCUCGUCUCGUCACAAUCAUCGAUACCGGAAGAUUUCGUGUUAGCCUCAAUAGAUGGUGAUGUCACUUCUGAGUUCUCAGAAAACUAUUGUCAGCUUCCAGCAUCUGCCGAAUCCAUUCGGACUGCUACGCAAACCGAUCGUCUUAUCCAGCUUGUGACCGGAAACAGGCCCAAGUUCAACCGCCAUUCUCCUCUGUGGCACUACUACAACCGCAUAAAUACCAUGACAACAGUCAAAGGAUGUCUGUUAACUGCAUCCCGCAUAGUGAUUCCAAAAUCACUUCGAAAUCGAGUUUUUUCAGCACUACACAAAGCUCAUCCAGGCCAAACAAGGAUGAAAAUGCUUGCAAGAAGGUUUGUCUAUUUACCCACGAUUGAUUUCGACAUCGAAAACUCGUCAAGACCUGCCCAAGAUGUACACCAGUGCGAAAGGAUCCGAUGA
Molecule: messenger RNA, 771 nt
Organism: Necator americanus (New World hookworm)
Lineage: Eukaryota; Metazoa; Nematoda; Chromadorea; Rhabditida; Ancylostomatidae
Exons: 1
Coding region: 1-771 (256 amino acids)
Source: RefSeq, a predicted model, not a curated record